AUGACUAAACAAAAAUUUGAAUUGAAACCAUCUGAUGAGAAUGAGGCUUUAAACAAUGAAACUACUCUGGCGAAAAAGGCUUUAGUGAGAAAAAUACGAACACGAAAAGCAAAUUUAAAUUUUCUAUUAAGUGAUAUUGAAACUGCAAGUCCAACUACAUUUGUUUUAUCAGAUGAUGAAACUAUGGAUCAAAAUCAACAGGAUAAUUCUUCUGUUGUAUUAUUACCCAAUAACAAUCAUACAUUAACUGCACUUUAUUCUACAAAAUCAUUGAUGAUUUUACAUUCUCUUGGGGAAAUGCGAUCAACACAAGAUUAUGAAGAAACAUAA
This is a messenger RNA of Funneliformis caledonium, 330 nucleotides long. The record is from the annotation of a GenBank genome assembly. Lineage: Eukaryota; Fungi; Glomeromycota; Glomeromycetes; Glomerales; Glomeraceae.